Cydia splendana is the source of this 924-nucleotide messenger RNA. Its product is annotated as thioredoxin, mitochondrial. The transcript is spliced from 4 exons. Lineage: Eukaryota; Metazoa; Arthropoda; Insecta; Lepidoptera; Tortricidae. Gene Ontology annotation, cellular component: mitochondrion. Gene Ontology annotation, biological process: cell redox homeostasis. Bases 141 to 563 code for a protein of 140 amino acids. The record is from RefSeq and is a predicted model, not a curated record.
CGUGUUUAGAUUCGCUGUUCUGUCGUUCUUGCUGGCCAGUGUGGUUGUUGGUUGCGCGUACUGCGUCGCUCAUGUGUGUUUGACUCCUCUUGAAACUACUAAAAUAAGACGUUUGGGAUCUGUUAACUAAGAAAGAGACCAUGUCGUCCGCGCUGAGUCGCGGGCUUUGUUCGCCGCUGCGAGUUGCGGCGCGUCGCUCCAUCUCCACGUCCAUCGUACACAACGAGACCAUACUCGUGAAAAAUAACGAGGAGUUCGUCAACAAGGUGAUGAACAACGACAAACCAGUAAUAGUGAAUUUCCAUGCGGAAUGGUGCGAGCCGUGCAAGAUACUCACUCCGAAACUUCGAGAGCUGAUUGAGCCACUAGGCAACCUGGACUUGGCUGUGGUGGACGUUGAAGACAACGCCGAGUUGGUGCACACGUUUGAGGUAAAAGCAGUACCUGCAGUUAUAGCGAUCAAAAACGGCCUUAUAGUGGACAAAUUCAUCGGCCUAGUCGAUGCCGACAUGAUCACCAACCUCAUCGACCGGAUGUCCGGCAAAAAGAAAGAUGGCGCGUAAAUAUCUGCUCAGUUAAGUAUGGAGUGUGGGAGGAGAACUUUAAACCCUGUUGUUUUAUUGCAGGAUAGAAUAAAUAAUACAUAGUCCUGGGACCGAGAGAAGAGAGACGAAAGCUUACAAAAUAUUAGAUAUUUUACUUGUUAGGGGUUUUGUCACAUUAGUAGAAUAGGGUAUUUGACUGUAUCUAAAAUAAAUUAUUUCACACCAUGCAUGGAAUAAAGAACCAGAUAAUUAUUAGAAAAACAUACAUAUAUAGCAAUUAUUUUUAAACACAAGUUAAAUUUAAUACAUCGGAUAGAAAUAUAAAAAGUAGGUGAGGUGACCGUGACGGCAUUGUGUGUUUCAUGUAAAUUCCAUAUUA